CAAGGUUUCUUUUGCAUCUGUUCUUUCUUCCAUUUUCGUGUGUCUCCGUUCCUCCUUUUUUUUUGGUAUAUCUUUUUCAACCCCCUUCUCUCUCUCUCUCUCUCUCUCUCUCUCUCUCUCUCUCUCUCUCCACUUGAUUCCUCCAAAAAUGAAAAUACACUAGCUACUGCAUCUAAUUCUCUUCUCUCUCAUCAUUCCCAACUCUCUUCAAAUUCAGAUCUACCCUCUCACUAAAUCAAAGAACCAAAGACCCAGAACAAACUCUAACUCUCUAUUUCCAGAAGUGCUGUUUGAAUUGGCAAGUCUGGCUAACCGGUGGUGGACCGGAGGCCAGCCAGGCCUGCCUGGUGUAGAGCCGGCGGCAGCUAGCUCGACCAUGCUCAACAAGCGCGAUCUAGAGAUAUCGCUGAAUGAAGGAAGCGCGCUAAAUUCUGGUCAUGGUGACGAAGAGGAAGAUAGAGACGGAGACGAGCCUAAAGAAGGCGCGGUUGAGGUUGGGACUCGUAGACCUAGGGGCCGCCCUCCCGGAUCGAAAAACAAGCCGAAACCGCCGGUUUUCAUGACUAGGGAUAGCCCUAACGCGCUCCGUAGUCAUGUCAUGGAAGUAGCAGGAGGUACCGACGUAGCAGAGAGUAUAGCUCAAUUCGCCCGGAGGCGUCAGAGAGGGGUGUGCGUGCUCAGUGGAAGUGGAUCGGUUGCCAACGUGACGCUGAGGCAGCCGGCUGCUCCGGGCGCUGUGGUAGCGCUUCACGGAAGGUUUGAGAUUCUAUCCUUGAUUGGUACUUUUUUGCCAGGACCGUCCCCGCCUGGUUCCACCGGCCUGACGGUGUACCUGUCCGGCGGGCAGGGACAGGUGGUGGGAGGAAGCGUGGUCGGAUCGCUUGUGGCGGCAGGGCCAGUGAUGGUCAUCGCCACCACUUUUACUAACGCGACCUAUGAGAGAUUGCCUCUAGAAGAGGACGAUGAUCAGGCGCAAUUGCCCGGUGCUGCUGCAGGAAAUUCGUCCCCCGUUAUGGAAAGUAACGGGGGACAACCGGAGCAUCGCCUGCCUGAUAUCUCUCCCUUCCCUAUUUACAAUAUGCCACCAAAUCUAUUGCCUAAUGGUGCUCAAAUUAGUCAUGAUCCCUAUGCGUGGACUCAUGCCCGCCCUCCCUAUUGAGAGAGAGAGAGAGAGAGAGAGAGAGAGAGAGAGAGAGAUCAUCAUCAAUCUUCAAGGCUUCAGUUCAGAAGUGUGCAGGGAGAGAAAGGAGACCAAUCUCAAAUGCUAUUGUACAGAGAAUGCUAUAAAUUAAGCUUCUUUUCUUUAGUGUUGCAUAAAAUCUUGUGUGAAAUAAAAAAGAUUGUUUUCUUUUGAAUGAUCAAUAAUUCUCUAACCUA
Molecule: messenger RNA, 1377 nt
Organism: Rhododendron vialii
Lineage: Eukaryota; Viridiplantae; Streptophyta; Magnoliopsida; Ericales; Ericaceae
Product: AT-hook motif nuclear-localized protein 20
Exons: 1
Coding region: 377-1159 (260 amino acids)
Cellular component (GO): nucleus
Molecular function (GO): minor groove of adenine-thymine-rich DNA binding; DNA-binding transcription factor activity
Source: RefSeq, a predicted model, not a curated record